AUGGCUUCUCAAAAGGCUGUUGCCGAAAACAUGUUGUGGGGAGGCCGAUUCACGGAGGGGCUCGACCCAUUGAUGGUCCAAUACAACGAAUCCCUCCCCUACGACCGCAUCUUCUGGAAACAAGACAUCCUCGGCUCCCUGGCCUUUGCCCGCGCAAACACCCGCGGCGGCAUACUAACCCCCACCGAGUUCUCCGAAAUCGAGCGCGGCUUCAAUCAGAUCGCCGAGGAAUGGAGCACAAACAGCUUCGUCAUCAAGGCUAACGACGAGGAUAUUCACACCGCAAACGAGCGUCGGUUGGGUGAGAUUAUCGGCAAGGAUAUUGCCGGAAAGUUGCACACGGGCCGAUCGCGCAAUGAGCAGAUUGCGACUGAUAUGCGGUUGUGGUUGAGAGAUGAGCUGCGGAAAUUGGAUUCGUUUCUGUGUGAUUUGAUUAAGGUCUCUGUGGCGCGCGCGGAGCAGGAUAUUGAGUAUUUGAUGCCUGGGUAUACGCAUUUGCAAAAGGCGCAGCCGGUGCGGUGGUCGCAUUGGGUGUUGUCGCAUGCUGUGGCGUUUGCGUCGGAGUUGGGUCGUUUGCGUGAGGUGAUUAAGCGGGUUAACAAGUCGCCGUUGGGUACCGGUGCGCUUGCCGGUAACCCGUUCCAUAUUGAUCGUGAGGCCAUGGCCAAGGAGUUGGGUUUUGAUGGGAUUACUAUCAACUCGAUGAACACUGUGGCCGACCGAGACUUUGCCAUGGAGACGAUGCAAUGGGGUAGCUCGUUUAUGCUCAAGAUUUCUCGCUGGGCUGAGGAUCUUAUUAUCUACAGCAGCUUGGAGUUUGGCUUUGUCCGCCUGGCUGAUGCCUACUCUACGGGCUCUUCGCUCAUGCCACAAAAGAAGAACGCAGAUAGUCUCGAGCUUCUCCGCGGCAAAGCCGGACGAGCAUUUGGACAUGUCGCAGGUUUGAUGAUGACCAUCAAGGGUCUGCCGACUACCUACAACAAGGAUCUUCAAGAGAGUGUCGAACCACUUCUCGAUCACAUCAAGACCGUCGGCGACAGCAUCCAGAUCGCCACGGGCGUUCUUUCUACUCUGACCGUUAUCCCGGACAAGAUGCACGCCGCUUUGGCGCCGGAGAUGUUGGCCACAGAAUUCGCCGACUACCUCGUUCGCAAGGGCGUGCCGUUCAGAGAAGGACACCACAUUUCAGGACGCGUUGUUGCCUUGGCUGAGAAGAACAAUGUGCCCAUGGAUACUCUCACCCUUGAGCAGUUGCAAGGAAUCGAUAGCCGCUUCGGGCCGGAUGUGCAGGAAUGUCUAGAUUAUGAGCGUGCCGUUGAGCUGAAGGAUGCCAUUGGCGGUACAAGCAAGCGCGCUGUCCGCGAGCAGAUUGUCGCCCUGAAGGCCAUUAUCCAGGGAGAUGCUUGA
Molecule: messenger RNA, 1407 nt
Organism: Talaromyces marneffei
Lineage: Eukaryota; Fungi; Ascomycota; Eurotiomycetes; Eurotiales; Trichocomaceae
Exons: 2
Coding region: 1-1407 (468 amino acids)
Cellular component (GO): cytosol
Molecular function (GO): argininosuccinate lyase activity
Source: RefSeq, a predicted model, not a curated record